AUGAACUCUAUCCGCGCGAUUCAGCAGCUGAAUAAGCGCGAACUCGAGGCUGGAAUCAGUCCUGAAGGCUCCUGGCAUACCGACUACCGCGACACCGCCUUCAUCUACAUUGGCGGCCUUCCCUUUGAACUCUCUGAGGGUGACAUCAUUACCAUAUUCUCCCAGUACGGUGAACCCGUAUGGAUCAAGCUCGCGCGCGACAAAGAGACAGGAAAGUCGAGGGGCUUCGCAUGGAUCAAAUAUGAGGAUCAACGGAGUUGCGACUUGGCGGUCGACAAUCUAGGCGGUGCCAGUAUUAUGGAUCGAAUUAUCAGAGUGGAUCAUGCACGAUACAAGCCCAAGGACGAUGAGGACAUGAGGGACAACACCAUGGGAGAGCUCGAUAUCGAUCCAGGAGUUGAGUCUGACAAUGGCAGGGGGAAGCGGCGCAAGACUGAAAGCGAAUCUGACUCGGACGAAGACCGACCGCUCCUGCCUGAAGAGAUUGAACUGGGUCGUCUCAUGGACAAGCUAGAUGAAGAAGACCCAAUACGCGACUCCCUGAUCAAGCGACAACAAGAAAAGGUGGACGAUGCAAUCAAAAGACUGAAGAAGCAGAAGCGCAAGGAGAAAGAGAGAGCAAAGAGAAAGGAUAGGCACAGCCGGAGAGAUGGAUCAAGAGACCGCGAUCGUGAUAGAGAGAGAAGGCGAAUUAAGGAACAUGGAGAGCACGAUGAGCGGGAUAGGCGCUCGCGGCGGAAGGAACAUCGGAGCAAGAGUCGUGAGAGGAGCAAAGAUCGCUCAGAAGACAGACAUGGUCGACGCCGAUCAGAACGAGCUCGAGAUGAAAGUGAGAAUUCUCGAGAUCGUCACCGAAAGCGCGACCGCCGGCGUUCGGCAUCCGGCGAAAGAGAGAGGAGGCACUCGCGCACAAGAGACGCACGUUCGCCCCUCCCAUACCGAGCGCGCUCCCCUUGA
Molecule: messenger RNA, 957 nt
Organism: Bipolaris victoriae FI3
Lineage: Eukaryota; Fungi; Ascomycota; Dothideomycetes; Pleosporales; Pleosporaceae
Exons: 1
Coding region: 1-957 (318 amino acids)
Biological process (GO): mRNA splicing, via spliceosome
Cellular component (GO): U2 snRNP; precatalytic spliceosome; catalytic step 2 spliceosome
Molecular function (GO): RNA binding
Source: RefSeq, a predicted model, not a curated record